Molecule: messenger RNA, 876 nt
Organism: Brenthis ino (lesser marbled fritillary)
Lineage: Eukaryota; Metazoa; Arthropoda; Insecta; Lepidoptera; Nymphalidae
Source: the annotation of a GenBank genome assembly
AUGAGCGUCGAAGAGGAUGUAAUGAAAAUACAAAAGAAAUUAACUAAGAUGACAUCAGAUGAUGGCACGGGUCAAGAGGAAGCUUUGGAACAGUUAAAGGCUCUACAAACUAUGGCUAUUAAUUUGGAUGUUCUCACUAAAACGAGAAUAGGCAUGACCGUUAAUGCAUUACGAAAAUCUAGCAAGGAUGAAGAAGUAAUAUCUCUUUGCAAAACACUUAUUAAAAACUGGAAAAAGUUUCUAUCUACACCAGCUACACCAUCUAAGGACUCUGGCAAUUCAUCUAAGCCUAAGAAGGAUUCGAGCAAAGAUAAAGAGAAAAAAGAUGACAAAGAAAAAGAUAAAAAAUUACCAGCAUCAUUCCCACCACAAUCAAAUACAACUGAUGCUAUAAGGCUUAAAUGCAGAGAACUAUUAACUCAAGCAUUAAAAAUUGAAGGUGAAACUCCUAAUUCUUGUGCUACACCUGAAGAACUUGCCGAGGAAUUAGAAGAAUGUAUCUAUGCAGAAUUUAAAAACACUGAUAUGAGAUACAAGAACAGGGUACGAUCUAGAGUAGCCAACCUUAAAGAUCCAAAAAAUCCUACAUUAAGGACUAAUUUCCUUAAUGGAGUAAUUGCUGCUUCGCGUCUUGCCAAAAUGACACCGGAAGAAAUGGCAAGUGAUGAAAUGAAAAAAUUACGAGAGAAAUUCAUUCAAGAGGCCAUUAAUGAUGCUCAACUUGCAACUGUUCAGGGUACUAAAACAGACAUGCUCAAAUGUGGAAAAUGUAAGAAGAAGAAUUGUACAUACAACCAACUUCAAACGAGGAGUUCUGAUGAGCCUAUGACAACUUUUGUUCUUUGCAAUGAAUGCGGCAAUCGCUGGAAGUUCUGU